This is a messenger RNA of Periconia digitata, 2894 nucleotides long. The record is from the annotation of a GenBank genome assembly. Lineage: Eukaryota; Fungi; Ascomycota; Dothideomycetes; Pleosporales; Periconiaceae.
AUGAACUUGCUACUCUUUUCACGGGUGUCUAGAAUGGUGAAUAACAACCGGAUACAACUUCACUUUCACGAUGAUUGCAGGCACUCAAAUUACUACGCAUUUGGAUGCUGCAUUUUCUAUGGUACGAUGUUCUGGAAGUGCGAGACAGAGAGAUGUAAACACCGUGAGUAUCACAUCAAUACUACCUUCUGAGUGCAACUUUACACGAAUCUCUACUUUCGUCAGCAAUUGGGUUUCUUUUUUUUUUUUCCCUUUUUCCCGAUUUUUUCUAUUUUCUUGUAGUCUUGGUAAGGAUUCUGAGACACCUGACUGCCGAAAAGGUAGUGGCAGAUGGUGGCUCUUAUUAUAGACUGUCGCUCCUAUUGUGAUUGUCGCUUCUAUUGUAAUUUGUUGCUCCUAAUGUGAUUGUCGUUCCUAUUGUUUGCCAGCAUAAUGUGACCCAUAUUAUUCAUCAGCUGUUAUUAUCAUGCCUCUUGAGACAUUCAAAGUAUUUCACAUAAAUUUUGUGAGACCCACGACCGUUCAUGUUAACCAAAAGCCAAACCGUCUUCAUCAACAACUUUGAGAAACCAAAGCAACAUAUCACUAAGAUUCCACACGGGAUGCAGGAUUCGCAUGAAGAAGAUUCGACUCAGCCGCUCACUCAGGACCGAGACCCAUAUACUGUUAUCCGGCGCACCGACGGUAAAGGGCAUGGCAACGCAGGAAUAUAUCUGGUUAAGCACAGCGUGACUAACCAGCUCGCGAUCUGCAAGAUUGUUGACAUUUACGCAGAAUGGUCAGUAAAUGCACACAGAACGGAAUCCAGCAUUCUUUACCGACUAAAAGAUCAUCCAAAUGUUGUUAACAUAAUCGGUCACACCGGCGAACCUAACUUCAAGCUUUACCUUGAAUGUUGCCAGGGCGGAAAUCUUGAGAGGGUGGCUAAAACAUACAGGAGAGUGAGCCAACGGAUCCCAGAAGCAUUCUUAUGGCACGUCGCCGAGAGCCUAGCACGAGCUGUAUGCACUGCACACAUGGGAGUUCUUCCAAAUGACGAAAGCCUAACGCCCCAGAAAGACUGGGAUCCGAUAUAUCAUAAUGAUAUAAUCACAGAGAACGUAUUUAUGACACUUUCUGUAUCAAACCAAGAUAUCUAUCCGCGGAUCGUCCUGGGGGACUUCGGUGGGGGCAAGACAAAUAUUCCAGCUGACGACCUCAACGAGCAUAGGAAUACCAGCAUAAGAGACAUCAUGGGUAUAAUGGAUACGAUCGUACGUCUCUCAGAUGCUUACCCCGGACCCGAAGGACCGAUUUUGCCCGGCUAUCCGUAUUCACUCGAAUUGGCUCAACUGAUUCGCAAAUAUGAGGUCAAUCGUGAGGAUAUAGACAGAGAGACGGGACCGGCAAUCACGCUGCUGAAGGAUAUCUGGGAAGCCCGAACAGCUGUCAGGGCUCGUAUUCCAAUGGGGCCUUUGAUUGAAGAUUUUUCCCGUGAUGGUGUUGGGUCAUGGGUCGAUGAAGAUCAUCAGAUGACAUGGGAUGUGGCUACACGCCAAGCUCCCCGUCAGACGGCAAGAUACUAUCCUACGCCUUCUAUAGCGCUCCAAGCUCAUGUUCAGGACGUUGAAGUCAAGAAGCUAUAUCCCCGACUGGCACUUUUCGAAGCCUUAUCAAAAUUCAAGGAUAAGAACCAGCCAAGAAAACGAUCUUCUGAUCCAAUAUGCGAGGCCAGAAGAAACUUCUUGGACGCAUUCGCGUAUCUUUGCGACAUUAAUACAGGGGGAGACACAGUGACCGCUGCAGCGCUGCAGAAGCUAUCUUCUGGAAACGUUCUCUGGCUGGCCGCAAAUCGUGGGAUACCCCCUCACAUUCUAGAUUAUGCAAGAUUAAUCCUCAAUAAAUUGAUAACGGUGACUGUGGACAAUCAGGCCACUCUUCAGCGUACAAUCUUUGAGCUUGCCUUGGAGAAGUGCAAGCCUCGUCUUGAUUAUUACAAAAGGAUGGCUCAGAAAUACGCGACAAAUUGUGUAUCGCUCCUAAGCGAAAGAAGAGACCAUGAUACUGGUAAGAUGGGGGCUCGUUCGUAUGGUACACAAAUGCUAAUGCUUGAAGUCAAACAUUUACAAGCGAAGUUGAGAGAGUUAUCGGAGCCUCCGCCAUAUUGGACCAUGGAGACUCAUGUUACGUUCUGCUAUGAUAUGAGGAAUUCGGAAUAUCACCAUAUCAAGAGAUACUCUUCUAAUGCUCGUGACGUAUUCGGCAGUUUAGCGCACUUCAUCUGGCGUCUAGGCGAAACGCGCGAGUCGGCGAAAACAGUGGUCGAAGCCAUGAUCACCGUUCCUUCUCUUAGACGAGUCAAUAACAUUCUCGUCGUCAAGGCCCCAAAGAUUAUCAAGAGAACAAUCGAUCCAAGCUGCAUGAGUCCACAUGAAGUCUUACACGAAAUCAUUGACUCGGUUUCUAGUAGCCCAAUACACCACAUGCAUGCGUUCACCAGGCUCCAUGAAUUAGAUUCGCCAAUUCCCGGACCACUUCAUACGCAGAUGACUUCUCGGUCAUCAGUGAAAACAAAAGUGCAUGCCGAGCUGCAGAUCGCGGACCUGUUCAGCAAAACUGGGAACAGGAAAUUUGUCGACGGCGAUAAGUAUAUAGGAUGUAGCAAACCAGCAUGCUACUUCUGCUAUAGUUGGCUUAUUGAACACCCGCAUCGUUUCGUCCCACCGGCUACCCACCACAAGAUCAUUUUGGCUUGUCGAGGACCGUCUGAUAGUCUGAAGAAUCUCGAUCAACAAGAAGCGGAGCUAAUAGUGGACAUGUACUCAAAGAUGAACCAGCAAAUCGGGCAGGAUAUCAUCAACUUUCUUCAAAAUAAUGGACGUAGAAGGUCCCAGCAUAUGUCUCCUGAUGGAUAG